CCAUGUGUGUAGGAGUGUGUGGUCCCCGGCUCUGGGUCUCUAUUCCUCUUGAAAUCUCCACUCACUCAAUGAGUGACAUCACUGGAGUUUCCCCCCAGGAGGAAACUGUUUUUAAAAGAGCUGCCUGCUGAGUGUCAGUCAACAAACCAGAGCGGCAGCAGAAAAAGAAAGAAAGCUCUCAAGAAGGCUGCUAAGGAACAUCAUUCAAACAAUGGAAGGUGAAUGCAAGGUAGUGCUGGACGCCGCUGUCGACAUAGAAGCAAGGAAGCAGACAACGGCAAGUGUCAAACCCAGUUCCAAGCUAACCACGGCCCUGCUGGCGUUCACACUCUGCCUCGCUGCUGCUGCUGCUGUCCUCGUCUUCAACAGUCAUACCAAGGGCUCAGGACAAGAUGAAGACAAUAAUGAUCAUCGUCACACAUUGAGGCAAAUUUCAAACGGAAGAGCGGCCAUUCAUUUACAAGGAGAAUACAACCCUGAAAUGAAGACCUCAGUGCAAUGGCAGAACCAGGUGGACCAGUCCCACUUUCAGGGAGGACUGCAACUCACUGACAAUGAAAUAGUGAUUCCUCAAGACGGCCUCUACUUCAUUUACAGCCAAGCGUCCUUCAGGGUCAAGUGCAGCAGCAGUGAUGAUGAUGACACCACCACUUCAUCCAUGGUCCAUCUGAGCCAUACUGUUCAGCGCUGGUCCACCUCGUAUGGUGACGACGACAACAAGUCGUACCAGACCAUCCUGCACUCUGUCCGCACCGCCUGCCAAAAGGCAACCAGCAGCAGUUCAAAUCAAGGGGAGAGCUGGUUCACGGCCAUGUACAUGGGAGCUGUGUUCAACCUGAAAAGAGGGGACAAACUGAAGACAGUGAUGGAGGAGAAGAUGCUGCUCAACCUGGAGGAUGCUCAGGGAGAAACUUUCUUUGGUGCAUUUUCCUUAUGAGGACAGGUGACUGAGGGCAAUAGGUGAAGAUGUGAAUACACAUCAAUCCCUCUGAACUCACUCACACAGUGGAAUGUUGGGUGAACAGAAGUUUUACACCUCACUAAACAGUCAAUGCAACUUUCAGUGUAGACUUUACGCCCAAACUUGAAUUGAUUCAAGUCUAAUGAGAAUCAAAUUCAAAGUUUGCAAGUAAAUCGAGUUAUGUUAAUGGGAGCAAUAACCAAAAGAGCCCCCUGUAAUGUAUUAUCGUAGAUGUAUCUAUCUGUAAUGUAAUGUACUAUUAGUACAUAGCCUUAGUGUCAGUACCUUUUGCUGUACUGCAAUGUUCAAUCACUGUCUUUGACAUGAAUGUACUAUAACUGCUGCGUAUUUGUUGAGUCACUACAGGCCGACAGAAAGGAUUCUAAAGAAUAUGUAUUUAUAAAACGUAACAUUAUCAUAUUUAUUAUAUUUAACUUAUUGAAUUAUUUAUUUAUGUUUUUAUUUAUUUCUGUGUAUUUUGCCAUGUGUUCUUCUAAAGAAUGUCCUAAACCGUAUUUGUGCUGGAUUUUAUAUAUAAUUUAUGAAAAUAUUUAUUGACUCACUUUAAUCAUUUGUUUAUCACUGUAACUUUUUAUUGACAUUUGCAAAUAAUGCCAUGGUGCCUGUGGUGCUGUAAAAAUGUUUGAAUAAACAAUGACUUUGA
Micropterus salmoides (largemouth bass) is the source of this 1625-nucleotide messenger RNA. RefSeq names its product tumor necrosis factor a (TNF superfamily, member 2) (gene tnfa). Gene Ontology annotation, molecular function: tumor necrosis factor receptor binding. Bases 212 to 937 code for a protein of 241 amino acids. Gene Ontology annotation, cellular component: membrane. Gene Ontology annotation, biological process: immune response. The transcript has 4 exons. The record is from RefSeq and is a predicted model, not a curated record. NCBI's taxonomy places the organism in Eukaryota, Metazoa, Chordata, Actinopteri, Centrarchiformes, Centrarchidae.